Messenger RNA from Pomacea canaliculata, 1405 nucleotides. RefSeq lists its product as uncharacterized. The transcript is spliced from 5 exons. Bases 342 to 1136 code for a protein of 264 amino acids. The record is from RefSeq and is a predicted model, not a curated record. NCBI's taxonomy places the organism in Eukaryota, Metazoa, Mollusca, Gastropoda, Architaenioglossa, Ampullariidae.
AGACAAAGCUAAACACAAAUUUAAACAAAGUUCGGUACUCGGAUCAAAGUUUUAUUUCCUGAAAGCUGUUGUUUGUGUUUUUGCGUGGGAGGAUAGGUUGACAAUCAGCUGAAAAAGGCAACGAAGGUCAGUAGAGGCAAAGAGUAUAUAACUGCUUACUACUCGCUGCAGGUUCAUCUUCCUCUGUCGACAACGAAGGCGGGUAAGUUGAACUGAAUUUCAUUUCCAGUGAGAUUUUUACACGUUAGUGAGUAUCAACAUGUGUGUGUGUGGAUAGAGAGAGAGCAAGAAUCUCAUUAGACCAUUCUGUGUUCCAGAACUUCAGUGCAUACAUUCAGAAGAUGUUUCACCUGGUGACACUAGUACUGCUGGGUCUGCUGACCUUUGAGGUCACGGAGGCUAGGAAGCUCACCAGCUUACAGAAGCAAAUCGACGACUUACGUGGAGAGUUCGAAGCUUACUCCAGGGCGAGAUCUGAUGACAAACCAUACUUUGCAGCAUACAUACAAGAUGGCGACUGGCUGCUGGCCUUCCGCUUGGUGGCCGGCAACAAACAGUCAGGCUACGACACCUACAUGAACGAAAACAUAAACGACGACGAUCCUCUUGUUCGGGCCUUGACCCCGUGCUCCUGUCUCGCUGUCAACAGCACGUGCACCCGACACUAUCGAGGGUCCAUUCUCACCCAGUGGUCGCAGCUACCCAUCAACAAGGUCAGACUGUCGCUGUACGAAGGAGGGCGAGAGAAGGCCUACGCUGUCUUCAAUGGUGCGGGCAGUUCUUCUACAAGCUGGUUCUCUGCUGACAGACUUGAGACCUCCUCCUGGACCGACCUGAGGACGGCACCCAAAAAUUUCUUCUCAAUAUCUGGAGACACUUCGCUCGCCAGACGAUUCUUCAUCAACAGCGUGUACCCAGGGUGUGCUAACGACGCCGGGUGGCUGGUUGUCAAGGACAACGCGGAUACCUGCUCGUGGGGCCAAGUGACUGCGGGGGCCUCCUAUCCACUCAUUCUGUACUCGGCGACAGGAAAUAGAGUCCUGUACUCGUCUCCUGCCGUGUCCAGGGCGGAUUCUCUGGCUAUAUGGGUUUCCUUUAAGGCUCCAGACACCGUUGGUCAAGCCUGCUUCUCCUAAAUAUGUUCAGCUGCCAAACCUCAAAACAGUACGAGACCAGUCCGGACCUUGACGACGUCGGCCAUCGAUGUUUUCCAACAGAGAAAUGAAAAAUCUGUGUACCAUGCUUGAAGUGAAAUUCUACACUUUAAAAGGAUGUUUCAGCUUUGUAAAUCAUAAAUAAAACUAUAAUUGGCAUUUCUGUGACGAUUUCGAUUGUUUGAGAUAUUUAAUGUUAAUGCUUCGGUGAAUGUUUCGGCUUGAGAGAAUCAUGUCAUUGACCACUGCUU